CCCAUGCAGAGAUCUGACUCUGGCACAAGGGUUCUGUAACUUUGUUUCCCUUGGGACAGAGUCCACUUGCUUUAGCCAGGCUACUAAGGUCUAAGGAAAUUGACUCAAGCUGUUCUUGCUGUGCUCCCACCUCAGGCUCUAGCCGUUGUGGGACCCUCUCCCCUCCUGCAUCUGCAGCUUCCUGUUGCCUGUUGCAGCACAGUUGUUCUUGACCGAACUGCUGGACUGAACACCACAAAUGAAUGCAAGUCUCACCUCACUUGGUUUGCGGACCGGAAACCUCGAAGCUUGGCCCCUUGCUGAUCCUAAGGGUUGGCCCCUAGGUGGGGUGAAGCGUCUUGUCUCUCGCCUUUGCUCCGGCUCCGGCUGCAGGAUGAACUGUCGAUCAGAAGUGCUGGAGGUGUCGGUGGAGGGGCGGCAGGUGGAGGAGGCCAUGCUGGCCGUGCUGCACACGGUGCUGCUUCACCGCAGCACAGGCAAGUUUCACUACAAGAAGGAGGGCACGUACUCCAUCGGCACCGUGGGCAUCCAGGAUGUAGACUGUGACUUCAUCGACUUCACAUAUGUGCGUGUCUCCUCCGAGGAGCUGGACCGCGCCUUGCGCAAGGUUGUUGGGGAAUUCAAGGAUGCACUGCGGAACUCAGGUGGCGAUGGGCUGGGCCAGAUGUCCUUGGAAUUCUACCAGAAGAAGAAGUCUCGCUGGCCUUUUUCGGAUGAGUGCAUCCCCUGGGAGGUGUGGACUGUCAAGGUGCACGUGGUAGCCCUGGCCACAGAGCAGGAGCGGCAGAUCUGCAGAGAGAAGGUGGGCGAGAAGCUGUGUGAGAAGAUUAUCAACAUCGUGGAGGUGAUGAGCCGGCAUGAGUACCUGCCCAAGAUGCCCACUCAGUCAGAGCUGGACAACGUGUUUGACACGGGCUUGCGGGACGUGCAGCCCUACCUCUACAAGAUCUCCUUUCAGAUCACCGAGGCCCUGGGCACCUCAGUCACCACCACUAUGCGCAGGCUCAUCAAAGACACCCUUGCCCUAUAGGCCUUGCCGGGCCUUGGCAGCUCCUUAAUGGUUCUGGAGUGGGUUGCUGGGAUCUCAGGGCUCUGGAACCUGCUCUGGAUCCUUGGUGAGACUUGAAGAGGAGCUCUUGGUGUCCUUGUUUUGUGGUUGCCAGCCUCUGGUGACCCUGUCACCUUUGCAGUGGUCUGGUCCUGGGUGUAGCCUUUGCGCCUGCUCUGGUGGGCUUUGCUUUCUACACUGUACAGAUCUCCUGUGAGGGUGCGGAAUAAAGUUGAGGUGUGAGUUCGU
Molecule: messenger RNA, 1297 nt
Organism: Rattus rattus (black rat)
Lineage: Eukaryota; Metazoa; Chordata; Mammalia; Rodentia; Muridae
Gene: Atg101
Product: autophagy related 101
Exons: 3
Coding region: 239-1030 (263 amino acids)
Biological process (GO): autophagy; autophagosome assembly
Cellular component (GO): phagophore assembly site
Source: RefSeq, a predicted model, not a curated record